AUGGCCCAAUAUACACAAGUUGAGCUCCUCACACUCCAUGGACCGGUAUUUCGUCGCGUUUCAGCAGCUCCCCCUCGACCGGCUACGGACGAUGAGAUUCCUAUCAUUGAUCUAGGCACAAUCGAUGAUGGCUUUGAAGCCAGAGAAAACAUUGCAUCUAAGAUCAAACAUGCAGCAGAGAACAUUGGAUUUUUCUAUAUCAAAAACCAUGGUAUCGACGAGGAGCUCAUAGAAAGGGCCCUGGCAAGUGCCCAGGCCUUUUUUGGCCAAACGGAUGAGCAAAAAAACCAGGCUCACGAUAGAUAUCGUGGAGUUGGAAGCACACAGAUAAAUAAAAAAGAAACCAAAGACCGGAAAGAGACCUUCUUUCUUCCAUAUAACCCCAGAAAUGACCCCACGCUCGCCGACCCCGCAACCCUUCCCCAUAAAAACCAACAUCUAGACAGUGAAAACGAUUAUUUUUGGCAGGGAACUGGCCAUAUUUCAGACUUCAAAGAGACAACCAUUGAAUUUUGGCAACGUCGCCUCAUCCUCGCUCGCAAGGUAAUCCGCAUUUUCGCAUUGGCUCUUGAUAUGCCCGAGAACUACUUCGACGAAGUCAUCACACAGCCAGGUGCAGAUGGCCUCUACAUACACUACCCAGGUUUACCAGAAGUUAUCUUCGAGGGCACCGAAGCCGAUGUCGGUAUUGGUUCGCACACAGAUAUUCAAUGCAUUACCCUUCUUUGGCAGGAUAUGUCUGGGGGUUUACAAGUGUUGUCAGCCAGUGACGAAUGGCUUGAUGCACGACCUAUCCCUGGCACAUUAGUUGUCAAUAUUGGAGACUUUUUACAGAGGUUGUCUAAUGAUAGAUUCAAGUCUACUGUGCAUCGGGUUUACAAUCGACAGUCUACUUCGCGAUAUUCUAUGCCAUUUUUCUUGGGAUUUAAUCCUGACUCGGUCUGUCAGGUUGUCCCGUCUUGUAUCGAUGAAGAACACCCUGCUUUAUACGAGCCUAUUACUUGUGGGAAAUGGCAUCGGGAUCGAAUGGCGCUUGCGCAGGGGAAGCUCUCGUGGCAAGAAUCUGGCUAUAAGUCUACAUAG
Messenger RNA from Penicillium angulare, 1083 nucleotides. RefSeq names its product isopenicillin N synthase family dioxygenase. The transcript is spliced from 3 exons. The record is from RefSeq and is a predicted model, not a curated record. The coding region runs from base 1 to 1083 and encodes 360 amino acids. NCBI's taxonomy places the organism in Eukaryota, Fungi, Ascomycota, Eurotiomycetes, Eurotiales, Aspergillaceae.